GUCAAGCUAAUGGAAAUUUUUGUGGCUUAAACCAGAAAAUGUUCACGAUGACAGUGGACUAGUGGAGAACAGAAUCAAAAUAGACUUCCUACGCAUCAGCUGGGAGCAUGCUGUCGAUUGGGAACUCUGGAACUUGAGGGUGAUGGAUUUAUGCUUGUAGGGAAAGGGGCAGGCUUGGUUCUUGGCUUACAAAGACGAAAUUAUGGGCGGCGGCGAUGCAAUCUUUCAACUGGUUUUGGUUGGCAUCUUUCUCAUGGAAGAGCCCUGUCGCGCCUAUAUGGCGAAGAUCGCGAACAAGGCCAGGGCAGGCGGGUCGCGGCUAGAUGGUAUGAGGUAGACCUAAAGCAAGAAAGUUUGGAAAAGUUGAUGAGAUCAGAACUGAGGAUGACGAAGUGGUGCUCAAUGAGGAGGACGCUGCAUACUGCAUGGAGCAUGCAUUUCUGGGGGCUCGUCCCCCAUCCCGAGCCGCCGCCAGCAGGCUCGGGACUGACUAUGUUUGGUAUUUUUGUCCUUGAAGACGGAGCAGUUUUUUUUCGUUAUGUUAGUUUUUAUGGUGUUGAGUACUCUGUUUACUUUCAGCUUUUUAUUUUUUUGCAUUGUAGGACUAUGAGCUUGGAUUUGGGUGACAGGG
Messenger RNA from Cuscuta europaea, 631 nucleotides. Lineage: Eukaryota; Viridiplantae; Streptophyta; Magnoliopsida; Solanales; Convolvulaceae. The record is from the annotation of a GenBank genome assembly.